GCGGGCUGGUGCGGGCCGGGCCGGGCGGCCGCUCCCCUCGCUGGCAGUGCUCGCUAAGAUGGCGGACUUCCUGCCGUCGCGCUCCGUGCUGUCGGGUUGCUUCCCCGGCUGCUUGCUCACCAGCGGCGAGGCCGAGCAGCAGCGCAAGUCCAAGGAGAUCGACAAGUGCCUCAACCGCGAGAAGACGUACGUGAAGCGCCUCGUCAAGAUCCUGCUGCUGGGCGCGGGCGAGAGCGGCAAGUCCACCUUCCUCAAGCAGAUGCGGAUCAUCCACGGGCAGGACUGGGACCGGGCGGCCCGUGAGGAGUUCCGCGCCACCAUCUACAGCAACGUGAUCAAGGGUGUGAGAGUCCUCGUUGAUGCCAGAGAGAAACUUCAUAUCCCUUGGGGAGAUCCUGCUAACCAGAGUAAUGGAGAUACGAUGAUGGCUUUUGAUACUCGGUCAGUCACGGUGGUGCAAGGCAUGGUGGAGACGGCAGUUUUUUUACAGUACCUUCCAGCCAUAAGAGCUCUAUGGGCGGAUAGUGGUAUCCAGCACGCGUACGACAGGCGCAGAGAAUUCCAGCUGGGGGAAUCUGUAAAGUAUUUCUUGGACAACUUGGAUAAACUUGGAGAACAAGAUUAUCUUCCCUCACAGCAAGAUAUACUGCUGGCACGAAGACCCACAAAAGGGAUUCAUGAGUACGACUUUGAAAUAAAAAAUGUUCCUUUCAAAAUGGUUGAUGUAGGUGGCCAAAGGUCAGAACGGAAACGGUGGUUCGAAUGUUUCGACAGUGUCACAUCAAUACUCUUCCUUGUUUCCUCAAGUGAAUUUGACCAAGUGCUUAUGGAGGAUCGGCAAACAAAUCGCCUUACAGAAUCCCUGAACAUUUUUGAAACAAUAGUCAACAACCGGGUUUUCAGCAACGUCUCAAUCAUUCUCUUCUUAAAUAAGACGGACUUGCUUGAGGAAAAAGUACAAAAAGUGAGCAUCAAAGACUAUUUUCCAGAGUUUGAAGGGAAUCCCCACUGCUUAACAGAUGUCCAAAAAUUCCUGGUGGAUUGUUUUCGUACUAAACGCCGGGACCAGCAGCAGAAGCCCCUCUACCACCACUUCACCACUGCUAUUAACACAGAAAACAUCCGGCUAGUUUUCCGUGAUGUUAAGGAUACCAUCCUUCACGACAACCUCAAGCAGCUUAUGUUACAGUGAUGUGCAAAAAGACAUUUUUAUUUGAGUAACUUUUGUGUGUUGUUUUGUUUUUUUUUAACUAGAAGUUUACAGCAGGAGUAGAGAAAUCCAGAUCCUGUCAGACUUCUUGAUAUGUGGCUAAAAGCUGCUGCUGAACACAUUAUUGCCAAUUUCUGCAGAAAUUCAGGCUUAAUCUAUUCCAGUGUAGCUUCAAGUUGACUCGAGUUGUAAUUUUAUAGCAGACCUAUGUCUAAGUUACCUGUAAAGUGAUAAAUUUGACCUUUUACAAACAUGUAUAUUAUCCUAGAACAUUCAUUCCACCUUCAGAAUUCAAAGUCCAAACUUCAGUGAAAUUGUUGCAAUUGUUAGACUGUGGCAGUAAUUUAAGGGGGGAAGAAACUUUUCACAUCGAACUUCAUUAUGAAGACUGUGAUACCAUAGCUGACUUAUGAUUUCUCAGGUCUAUUGUUGGUUAGAAAUCCCAUAAAUCCCUUGUUGGAAUCAUCUGUUUGAAGCUAGGAUUCCUGCGUGUAACAUACUUCCUGUUCAAGUAUAAAUCUUUGCAUGGGGUUUGACUGGGAGGUGCUUUAAAAAUACUUAGAUUGGGAGCUUCAGACAUAUCUGGCAGGAAGUACUAAUGCAGGCAGAAGUCUAGUGAUGAGGAAUUAGUGAAUGGCACAGUACACAGUUUCACUCUAUUGCAUUGUAUGUACGUCUUGGAGCCAUGGCAAAGCACAGAGCACUAUGAUACGGUCCUCUUGAAAUUCUGAUGUGGGAAGGGGGAGCAAGCUAAACUUGUAUUUCUUAUCUUCACUAACCAGAUGUUACAUGUAGGUACCUUACCUGUUCUUGAAGCGCUUUCAUAUAGCACCAGUUUAUUUUUACUUUCUUCGUGACUUCUUACAGCGUGCCUCAUCUUAAUCAGUAAGCAUUUGGUGACGGAUAGAAGUACUUGCAAACCUAAGUGCCUCCUUGUGUUCUGUCCUCUUACGGUAUUUUCAGUGGCCUUAUGUGAGCAUAUGUGUUCCAGCAGAGGCCUUGUGUAGCUGACACCAUGAAGAUGAAUGUUGUCUUCUGAAAAAAGAACAUGUCACAGCAGAACAUGCUUCAGCUGAUGAGGUUCUUUCUGAGACUUUCCAAUCGGGUCUAGCAAUCCUAAGUGUACUUGAGCCAAAUAUGUUGCACAGCAUACUCCAGAGUGCUGCUUGUGACUGAGAGUAUUUUACCAAAAGUUCCAUUGCAGUUACAUUUUUU
Messenger RNA from Haliaeetus leucocephalus (bald eagle), 2425 nucleotides. It is a transcript of the gene GNA13, whose product is annotated as guanine nucleotide binding protein (G protein), alpha 13. Gene Ontology annotation, molecular function: guanyl nucleotide binding; D5 dopamine receptor binding; G-protein beta/gamma-subunit complex binding. The record is from RefSeq and is a predicted model, not a curated record. The transcript has 4 exons. Gene Ontology annotation, cellular component: heterotrimeric G-protein complex; brush border membrane. Bases 59 to 1192 code for a protein of 377 amino acids. NCBI's taxonomy places the organism in Eukaryota, Metazoa, Chordata, Aves, Accipitriformes, Accipitridae. Gene Ontology annotation, biological process: adenylate cyclase-activating G protein-coupled receptor signaling pathway; Rho protein signal transduction.